GGCAGGGCAGCCAAGAACAGGCAGCUAAAUCAGUUAACUUUUGUACUCUGUUCGAGGUGAUACGCUUUCAUAAUGGCUAGUAUUGUGCGAAAAAUUAUUUCUACUGCAAAGUGUCCUAAGGCAGCAGCUCCCUACAACCAAGCAGUGAUUGCCGAUCGUACGGUCUAUUGCUCCGGCGUUCUGGGCAUGGAGUUAGGAUCGCUGAAACUGGUCGACGGAGGAGCUGCAACCCAAACCGCUAAAGCACUUCAGCAUCUGACCACACUGUUGAAAGAAUCCGGAUCCAGCAUUGAUAAAGUCGUGAAAACUACAAUUCUGUUGACUGAUAUGAACGAUUACGGGGCCGUUAACGAUGAGUACAAGAAAGUAUUCACUAGCAACUUUCCGGCCCGGACCUGUUUCGCCGUCCAUAAACUUCCGCUGGGGGCUGCUGUAGAAAUUGAAGCUAUUGCAUUGGUGGGUGAUGUGAUGCAGGUUUCAACGUGACUGACGACCAAGCUGUAGUUCUUGACUUCCGCAAUUUAGGUACCUACGGGUGUGAUCCCGAUUUGCUGUAACAGCUGUUAAUGCGCUUCAUUAAUUUGUUUCGUGUUUAUCAAUAAAGUAAUGUUUAUAGUCGUCA
Molecule: messenger RNA, 622 nt
Organism: Topomyia yanbarensis
Lineage: Eukaryota; Metazoa; Arthropoda; Insecta; Diptera; Culicidae
Product: rutC family protein UK114-like
Exons: 3
Coding region: 73-486 (137 amino acids)
Cellular component (GO): cytosol
Molecular function (GO): deaminase activity
Source: RefSeq, a predicted model, not a curated record